Messenger RNA from Chironomus riparius, 1276 nucleotides. The record is from the annotation of a GenBank genome assembly. NCBI's taxonomy places the organism in Eukaryota, Metazoa, Arthropoda, Insecta, Diptera, Chironomidae.
CUUGAAUCAUGUGAUUAUUUUUUGUGUAUUCUUUAUUUAUGUUAUCAAAUCAUAAUGCCAUCAAAACUUUAUUACGAAAUUGUUGAAAAUCGCAAGAAGCAAUUUCAUCUGUUCCAAUCAUUUGACCAUCGUGAAUUCUUAUGUGGAUGGGGUGCUGCGGGAAUCAAUAUUUUUCUUACGUUUCCAGUAUACAAAAUGAUCUUUCGUCAGAUGCUUCAUGGAAUAAAGAUUAGAUCAGCUUUUAAUCAAUUACAUAAUGAAGGUUUAUCAUAUUUAUAUCGCGGAAUCGGACCACCUUUAAUGCAGAAAACCUUGUCGUUGUCUGUUAUGUUUGGAGUUUACGAUGGAGUUAAGAAACCUGCAAUAGAUGUUUAUGGGAUAAAUCAAUAUAGUGCAAAAUGUAUUGCUGGAAUGGUUUCUGGAACAUUUGAAGCUGUUUUGAUGCCAUUCGAACGUGUUCAAACUAUAUUAGCUGAUUCUUAUUACCAUGAAAAAUAUAGGAACACUUAUCAUGCAUUUCGUAUGAUUUAUACUGAACUUGGAUGGAAAGAGCUUUAUCGUGGUUUAGUUCCAAUACUCUUAAGGAAUGGCCCAAGUAAUGCUGUCUUCUUUAUUUUACGAGAGGAGGCACAAAAACUCCCACAAAAGGAAGGAGUACUCUAUGCAAACAUGCAGCAAUUUGUCGCUGGUGCUGUUAUCGGUGCAUUCACUAGUUCCAUAUUUUAUCCAUUAAAUGUAGUCAAAGUUGUAAUACAAAGUAAAAUCGGAGGGAAAUACGAUAAUGUACUGGUAGUGUUUAAGGAAAUUUAUAAAACUCGAGAUAGGUCGAUUCGUAAUGUUUAUAAAGGCCUUAACAUGAAUUGUUUUCGUGCUGCAAUAAGUUGGGGUAUUAUGAACUCAGCUUAUGAAAAUUUAAGAAAAGUAAUUUAUUAAGCAUGUGCAAUAAUAAUUAAAGAAAUAUGUACAAGUUUUUUUGAUGAGAUAGCACAUAGCUCCGAAGGUUCAACUUGUUGUACUUUAAUAAAAAUUCACCACCAAAUAGCAAAAUUUUUUACCUAAAUUAAGAUAGCCAAACUGUUUGUAGGGCAUUAAUUAUUAGAUAUUAAAUGCUAGCUGAAAUUCAUUGUACUAGCUUAUAAGAAGAUAAAAUUAGGAACUAUGUUGAAAUUGCCAUUAUCUAAGGCAGUGUUGUCCAAACUGUGUGAACAACACUGAUCUAAGGGAGUAAGUAUCCAGCCCGAAUAUCACAAGUUGGUUAAUCGAAUAAAAAUUCGGC